Molecule: messenger RNA, 3195 nt
Organism: Oreochromis aureus
Lineage: Eukaryota; Metazoa; Chordata; Actinopteri; Cichliformes; Cichlidae
Gene: agbl2
Product: ATP/GTP binding protein-like 2
Exons: 23
Coding region: 113-3172 (1019 amino acids)
Biological process (GO): proteolysis
Molecular function (GO): zinc ion binding; metallocarboxypeptidase activity
Source: RefSeq, a predicted model, not a curated record
AAUAAGUUACCUGUUUCCAUGGCAACUCCGGUGUUGUGGCUUUUGGUUGCUUAGUAAAGUCAGGUCCCCCGAGAAAGAUCGUUCAGUGUAGUCUUACUUACCUCUAAAACGUAUGCUUAUAUUUCUCCGGAGGCACGUAGUACAAUCAAAUAUGAGCGAGGAAUGCCAGGUUAAGAUCCCCGUGAGAGAUUCCACACUCAAACCUACACAGGCAGAGAAAACAUCAACCAUGGUCAGCUCUGCUGUUAGGAAUUGCAGAACUGCCCACCAGCUGGACACAGCAGACACCAGUUACUCUCGCACAGAUGAACACGAUGGGGAACUGACAAAGAUGAAGCAGUUAUGUAGAGACCUAAGUCAGAAGCUGAAGACCACGCAGCUACUCGUUACCAUCAGUGGUGGACGACCUGUUAUAAGUCUCAGGCCACCACCAGAACUGGUCAACUUCUCAUGCGGCAUCCGCUGGCCAAUAGAGUGUGAGGUCAUCGGCGACAUUAUCCAUCACAUAGAGUGGGACCCACCAGAGCCAGAGCCCUUCUAUCAGUGCACAGGAUAUGAGAGGACACCCAUGCCAGUCGGAGAGGAGAGGGGGAAGGUGGUAUUCUGCAUUGACCAUGCCGCUAAGCACCCCUAUUUCACCUACUCUCGUAUUGGAGGAAGCAGGGAGCCCAUUAAGCGAGCCACUUUUUAUGAUGUCAGUCAGUCAGAGCUGACCCUCGAGUUUGAGUCACGGUUUGAGAGUGGGAACCUUCAGAAGGCCGUCCAAGUGGGUGCCUAUGACUAUGAGCUGACCCUGUGCACAGACAUGUACACCACAAAGCACACGCAGUGGUUUUACUUCAGAGUCAGGAACAUGAAAGCUGGAGUCACCUACCGCUUCACUAUCAUCAACUUGAUGAAGAGGAGCAGUCUGUAUUCACAGGGUAUGAAACCACUCCUCUACUCUGAGAGGGAUGCUGAAGAGAAUGGUGUUGGAUGGCAACGCGCAGGUUCAAAUAUCAAAUACUACCGGAACUGCAGUCAGAAUACAAAGGACAACAACAGCGAUGGUAUCACCCUUUACUCACUCUCCUGGACUCUCCAGUUCCCUUAUGAUUCAGACACCUGCUACCUGGCCCACUGCUACCCCUACACCUAUUCACGCCUGCAGCGCUACCUUAGCCGUAUUACUUCCAACCCUACAGUUAGGUCAUACUGCAAAGUACGGGUCCUGUGCCAAAGUCUUGCUGGAAACGCUGUGUAUGUGAUAACAAUAACACCCCAGGACUCUAACAGAAUGGACGACAAGACCAAGAAGGCUGUGGUGGUGACAGCCAGAGUGCACCCAGGAGAAUCCAACGCAUCCUGGAUAAUGGAGGGAUUCCUGAACUUUCUCCUUGGUGACUCAGAUGAUGCUCAGCUUCUCAGGGACACUUUUGUUUUUAAGGUGGUCCCAAUGUUGAACCCAGAUGGUGUUGUGGUGGGUAACUACCGCUGCUCUCUUGCAGGCAGGGACCUCAACAGAAACUACAGGACACUGCUCAGAGAUUCCUUUCCUUCUGUGUGGCACACCCGAAACAUGGUGGAAAAAUUACUGGCUGAAAGAGAUGUAGUUCUUUACUGUGAUUUUCAUGGCCACAGCCGAAAAAACAAUGUCUUUAUGUAUGGCUGCAAAAACAAAGGUGACACUACACUGAAACUUCACGAGAGAGUCUUUCCACUAAUGAUGAGCAAGAAUGCUAGCAAUAAGUUCUCCUUUAAUAGCUGUAAAUUCCGGGUGCAGAAGAGCAAAGAGGGCACAGGACGAAUCGUCAUGUGGAGACUUGGCAUCAAAAACAGCUACACCAUGGAGGCCACCUUUGGAGGCUCCACUCUGGGCGACAGGAGAGGAACACAUUUUACUAUUCAAGACUUGAAGUCCCUGGGUUUUCACCUGUGUGACACCCUCCUGGACUAUUGUGACCCUGAUCCAAUAAAGAUCACUUACUGUCUGGCAGAAUUGGCAUUGCUAGAAAAGGAGUUCAGAGAAAGACUGGGCAAAGAUUUGGGCAACAGCUCUGACCUCGAAACCAGCACAAGUGGCUCAGAUAGUUCAGAUUCAGAAGGACUCCCACUUAAUUUGCUGAACCAGCCAGAAACAUAUACAGCGCAAACUCCAGUGACGAAAAAAAAGAAACACUUCAGGAGUCGUAAAGAGAGGAACAGACGACGACCGAACAGAGUAAAGAACAAAACACAGCAAAAGGAGUCUGACGGGGCCCCUGACAAAACGAUCAAAGAGAGCGUCCAAAAGAGGCCUGCUGAACGCCACAGGAAGAAACCUCACGUAAACAGCCUGAUGAGAAAAGGUCCUACAAUCACUCACCAUGGUGAGGUCAGUCAGGAAAACUCAGAUCUACGUCACAGUCCAGAACCAUGCCCACUUCACAGCAAAUACACCGGUGCUUCACCCCACAAAGGUGAUCCGGACAUGGAGACAGGACAGCCGGGACACUCCUCUCCCCCGCUGAACCUCAGGGCUCUCAUUCCACCGUCAUCAAAAAUCAUAAAGUCCAGCCAGCAUCAACAUCACUGCCACCGCCAGUCUUUUACCCCCUACAAAUUCUACAAAGGGCUGCCACCUUUGCUUACACCAGCCCACGGAUCUCCCAAAUUCACCUAUGUGAAUAUGUCUCCAGAAAUUAUUCCAAGAAGGCAUCUACUGACAAGUUUCAACACCAACAAAUUCAGUGGCCAGCACAUUUUUAGAGACAGGUCUUCAUGGCUCUCACAUUACGUUGAUGCAAAAGGGACCUCACGCACAGAAAUGACCAAGACCAAAUGGUAUAAAAGGGAAGACAAUUCCUCAGAAGUGGAUUCAUCACUGUUCAGACAUGGUGUUCAGAACCUGAAAGCUCAUACUCAUGACACCUCCCUGAAGGAACCCAAUUCAUGCAGAUUUUUUGUGCCUGUGCUGAGGGACCUAACAAAAAUAAGAAAAAGCAACGACAAAAGACACGGGGGUAUUUUACCUUCAUCCCCCAUGAGAGAGCAACUUCCACGUCCACAGAGUGACACAGUCAGCGUGCUUCAGGCUAAGGACAUUAGGCUCUAUCGCUUUGGAGAAGAAAGCCAUACAACUGUGACUCCACAAGAAGUAAUGGUCAAAAGGACAUCACAAUCAGCCUUACACAAGCCAAAACCUCUAAUCUGAGAAAUACACACUUAAUUUAUUCA